Messenger RNA from Trachymyrmex cornetzi, 3187 nucleotides. Its product is annotated as ribosomal protein S6 kinase beta-1. The record is from RefSeq and is a predicted model, not a curated record. Bases 6 to 1355 code for a protein of 449 amino acids. The transcript has 12 exons. NCBI's taxonomy places the organism in Eukaryota, Metazoa, Arthropoda, Insecta, Hymenoptera, Formicidae. Gene Ontology annotation, molecular function: ATP binding; protein serine/threonine kinase activity. Gene Ontology annotation, biological process: protein phosphorylation; signal transduction.
CCACGAUGUCCGCGAUAUUUGAUAUCGAGCUGCAGGAUGCAGGACUGCCGCACAGGGACGAGUCGGAGGACGACGACAUCAUCGAGAUCGACGCGGAGGAAUGCGUCACGCUGACCGAGCAUGAGAUCGUAAGCUCGUCUGACGUAGUGGAGACGGUGGCGAUAUCGGAGCAUAAUGUCAAUCGCACGCACGAGAAGGUCGGACCGCAGGACUUUGAAUUGUGCAAAGUUAUUGGAAAAGGCGGCUACGGCAAGGUGUUUCAAGUGCGCAAAAUAACGGGAAACGACACCGGCACAAUCUUCGCUAUGAAGGUAUUGCGCAAGGCUUUGAUUGUAAGAAAUCAGAAAGAUACAGCUCACACUAGAGCUGAAAGAAACAUCUUGGAAUCCAUAAAGCAUCCUUUUAUCGUAGAUCUCAAGUAUGCCUUCCAAACUGGUCACAAAUUAUAUUUGAUAUUGGAAUAUAUGUGCGGUGGUGAAUUGUUCCAUCAUUUAAAUGACGAAGGAAUUUUCAUGGAAGAUACUGCGCGUUUUUAUUUAUGCGAAAUUACGUUAGCUCUACAACAUCUUCACUUGCAAGGAAUUAUAUACAGAGAUUUGAAACCAGAAAAUAUUUUAUUGGAUGCAGAUGGGCAUAUUAAGUUGACUGAUUUUGGAUUAUGUAAAGAGCAUAUACAAGAGGGUGCUCUUACGCAUACAUUUUGUGGAACUAUCGAAUACAUGGCACCUGAGAUUUUAACGAGAAGUGGACAUGGGAAAGCAGUAGAUUGGUGGAGUUUGGGAAGUUUGACGUAUGAUAUGCUUACAGGAGCACCACCAUUUAGCUCAAAUAGCAGGAAGAGAACUAUCGACAGAAUUCUACGUGGCAAAUUAUCUCUCCCAGCAUAUUUAACUGCCGAUGCUAAAGAUCUUAUUCGGAAAUUAUUGAAGAGACAAGUUGCGCAAAGAUUGGGAUCUAUUCAGUCGGAUGGUGAAGAAGUAAAGGCACAUAAAUUCUUCAAACAUAUCAAUUGGACCGACGUUAUAUCUCGACAGUUAAAACCUCCUUUUAGACCAAAAUUGUCUAGCAAAGAAGAUGUAUCACAAUUUGAUAAGAAAUUUACUACUUCAGCACCAAUAGACUCCCCAGUAGAUUACACUUUGAGCGAGUCAGCUGAUGGGCUAUUUCAGGGAUUUACAUAUGUAGCACCAAGUAUAAUGGAAGAUUUAUUUCUUCAACAACCCUAUCUAAGUACCAUGUCAUCACCACGAGUCAUAAAAGCUAGAAGUCCUCGCAAAGCUACUCGCGGUUUUUCACCUCGAACGACGCAUCUCCAUUUUCACAAUACCCAUUUACCAAAUCACACAACGCAGUAGGAAAAAAUAGACAUAAGCAAGAGUGAUUGUAAAUUACUCACGAAAGCUCCAAACUACCCAAGUGUUCAGUAGGCCAUGCUAGCAAGCAAAUAUCUUUUAAUUAUUUAUAACAGAUAACCGGAUAGUCGAAAUGUAAUAUUGCUCGACACUCUUUCUCUCAGAUAUUUUUUGUCCGUACAUGGAAACGUUCUCUUACAGGCAAGUUGCAUUUCGACUACGUCGCGACUACAUUUAUAAGUACGUAUAUACCUUAUAAAAUCACGUUAUAUACUCACAGCUGUAUUUAAGAGAAAUGUGUAUUCAGAGACAAUGAGAAUUUCUAAUCGGUUUUUCAGUACGUAUCUGAACACAUGUAUUUUCGACUUUAAAGCAGGAAUGUGCCUACAGAGUUGUCAAGACGCUGUUCGAAGAUAUAUAUUACUCGACGACAUACUGAAAUUUAUAAGAGAGAUACCAGUUAUGUGUCCUGAAUUACCCACUGUCAGAUUUUGAUAGAUACCAAAACUGCUGUAUAAACUAUAUAACUGUUACCUAAGAUUCGCUUUAAAUUAAAGCAUGCCAGAAUUAUGCGGAAACGCUACUUGACAUCACUGCCUCACACAACGCACGCGUUGUUACUUCCGCGGGAUUCCAUGUAAUGAGUCUUGUUUAUGAAAUCAGGGCAUUUUUGCAAGCGAGAGACCGAGAGUGCGUCCCGCGAGCACGAGAGAGUUUUUAGUAAAUUAAUCCUCCUAACUAAAUCGACGCGCUCUCAAGGAAACAUUGGUGCUGAUGCGGUUUAUUUUGAUUUUUACUUUUAGGAGGAAUUAGCUGUUUUUAUUAUUGUUUUAAUGAUUGUUUAAAUGAUUAGACAAAUGUUUUAUAUAUACCGCGUCAUGCGAUGGUCUCGUGCUCAUUUCUAAUGUGUUAGCUAAGUUCAAUCUUAAUCAAAUUAUAUUAUGUAGUUAUAAGAUUUUUUUUGCAAUAAGUAUAACUUCCGUCUUACCGUCAGUUCUCACGCAAGAGUGCCAGGAAUCUGUGCACUUCGGAUAUCAUUGUCAGAUGUUCACAUGCGCGCGAACAAAAAGAUAUUCGAAUAGUAUAUAACGAGAACUGAUAUUUCUGCCGUUCGUUAAGCGGAUCGAUCUGUCGAUUCGAUUCUAGUUCUAUUUUGAUAAGACAAAAAUUAACAAAAAUCAGCGAUUUAGUUUAUAAUUUUCUAGCAUACAAAGAAAACAUACAUAUUUAUUUGUAACGUGAAAUGCAUUAGACAUUUAAGGGAUGGAAAAUAUCAUCGAACGAUAUGUAACGAAGUCUAGCCAUUAGACGGAAAAGUGAUAAAUGAUUUAUGCUUCCAUUUAAGAUUAGGGUUACCUUAUCACUGCUUUAUGAUUUGUAAGCCUCUAUAAAUCGUAUUCAUAAAUAAAUAAGCAACGAUUUCCGAGGGUGUAUGUAUGUGCGAGCGUAAAUGUGCGUGUAUGCGACGCGUGGGUGGGUGACAUGUCUUUGUCAUAUGUAUCAUUUUACUUAUUUCAGUGUUAUGUACAAUAAAUUGGGUAUAAAACUAUCACUUCGCUCUAAUUUAACAUUAUCAUGACUGAAUUUUAUUUUCUCGCUGUUAAGACUCUUAUCCUCGCUGCUAGGCUAAAACUCCCUCCAGGUGAUCUCCAGGUGAUCACUAUUCUCUAGACUAUUCUAGAGAUUAGAGAGGAAAUCUUUUGCAACUUACAGUUUCCAGAAUUUUUAAUUUUACGGACCAUUACAUUUAUCAUUGACGCAUAAUGCACAAUUCAUAGAUUCUAGUACACAGAAAUAAAGUUUAAAAAGUAAAGGGAGAAGGAAGAUAUUUGUUA